GAUGGUUAUCUACACUAGAUUUGCACAUGUCAGAGCUCGAAGAGGAACGUCUGAUUAAGCUCCACAGAGACUACAUCCAGGCUCUAAUGAAAAACAUUGAAGAAAGAUUCAAGGAGAUUCCACUGCUAGAGCAUUUUUCGAUAUUUAACCCGUUGCAAAUACCUGACAGAGCCUCCACAGAAUUCCAGGAUUAUGGUUCAACUGAGAUUCUUGCUCUAAGAACCAAGUUCCUUAGCGAAUCAGACAGCCAAGAGGUAUUGGCAGAGUAUGGAAAGUUUAAAUAUGACCUCAUUAAAUGGAAGGCACAUCUCCAAUCAUUAAAAGAAUCUGGCACUGAUCCACUUGCAG
Molecule: messenger RNA, 348 nt
Organism: Owenia fusiformis
Lineage: Eukaryota; Metazoa; Annelida; Polychaeta; Sabellida; Oweniidae
Source: the annotation of a GenBank genome assembly